Molecule: messenger RNA, 1063 nt
Organism: Xiphophorus hellerii (green swordtail)
Lineage: Eukaryota; Metazoa; Chordata; Actinopteri; Cyprinodontiformes; Poeciliidae
Gene: tex47
Product: testis expressed 47
Exons: 7
Coding region: 114-929 (271 amino acids)
Source: RefSeq, a predicted model, not a curated record
GACGUCAGAGCGCAUGUUGAGGGAACGUGUUACCGUGGUAACGGAGGACCAGCUCAGCUGUCCUGAGUAUUUCCUAGGAGCUUCAAAGUCUUCCUUCAAACUUCUGGGACGCCAUGGAGGAUGAUGAAGAGAGAAAAACUUUGUUUGACGUGGUGUACGGCAGAAAGUCAGAGAAGGUCGUGCUGCAGCAGCUGACGAUGGUAGCCCAAGUCCCCAGGGAUUCUGCUGAUAGAACAGAACUGGGAGCUCGUUAUCAAAAUCUCCUCACUCAGUUAACCAAACAGCACAAGUUGGAUUAUGGGAUCACAGGGCUGCUGCUCAUUUAUCCCACCUGUCUGCUACACAUCAUUGAGGCAUCUGAAUACAUGCUGGAUUGUUUUUUGAACGAACUCCAAGCCACGCAGGAACAGCCGGAGUGCAACUUGCUGGAAGCUAAGAUUGCUUUCAUGUGGCAUAGUCUGGAAAGCAGACAGUUCAAGCAAUGGAGCUACAAGGUGAGCUCUUUACAUCUGUUCCUUGAAGUGCCUAGAGAUGUUUCUGCCGAUACCAUCAGGGUUUUUUUUUUUUCAGCUGUCACCUUUGUGUGUGUAGUUUUGAAGCUGCCUGUCAUUCUGCAGGUGCUGACUGCAGAUCAGAUAGAUGUGAACCCAGUGUUCACCAGGCUUGAAAAAGUGGAGGAGAGCAUAGAGACGGUGGUCUGCCGCGUCCUGACGCCGCUGCAGAAGCUGGUUACGCAUUUAGAAACUUCUAAGGACCUUCCAGGCGCCAUCUUGGAUAAUAAACCAGAGUUUUUGAAUCCUCCCGAGGUUUUGGAGGAGCUUUUGGACCGAGAUGAACUUUUAAGUCCCCAGCAGUACCUGCAGAUGUACCACAGCCCCUUAAACAUCAGCAUUGACUUAGGACAAGUCAAUCUCAGAUCCUUCUUCUAGAGCUUCCAGCUAUCUGUCCGUCUGUCUGUCUGAGCACCAUGAAAAACACCCAGUUCACAGUGAAUGUUUGUGUUUAAAGUAAGAGAGCAUGUUGGAAACUUAAUGUAAUAAAUGCAACACUGUUUUAAAUCACA